AUGGCUUUUGUACACGACAGUUCUGAUGAAUGUGCUAAAUCUGAACUGGACAUCUUUCAAAUACCUCCUACACAGACAAGUAUUGAAAAAUCCCUAUAUGUAGAGUCUCAGCCCAUAGCGGCACUUGCAGACAAUGCGCCGCUGGAAUUUUUUAUAUCAGGGAGUGGUGAAUAUUAUUAUGACCUAAAUAACACACUCUUGUACAUACUUUGUAAAAUUGUUAAACAAGAUAACACAGUUAUAGGGGAUGGGGCUCGUGUGGGCUUUAUCAAUUACCCUAUAGCCAGUCUCUUUAACCAAGUGGAUAUAACUUUGGGUGAUCGACUCAUUUCACAAUCUGAUAAUCUAUAUACUUACAGAGCUUACAUUGAAACCCUCCUGAACUAUAGCCCACAAACUCUAUCUUCACAAUUCACGGCCGGCUUAUUUUAUAAAGACACAGCCGGCCAUCAUCAUGAUAGGACGCCUAAUGGGGAAAAUACAGGAUUCAACAAAAGGGCCCGGUUUACAGCCGGCUCAAAAACUGUAGAAAUUAUAGGGCCCAUUUAUGGUGAUGUUUUUAAUUCACCGCGCCUGAUUCUGAAUGGACUUGAUCUCAAAAUUAAACUAUCCAGAAAUAAAGACGCUUUUUGUCUGAUGACUGCUGAUGCUGAACACUAUAAAGUGCAAAUAUUACAAGCGGCCCUCUAUGUUAAAAGAGUGCAGGUCUCUCCAGCAGUCAGAAUAGGCCACAGCCAAGCGCUGUUGACAACAAACGCAAAGUAUGCCAUUGAUCGAGUUUCUCUGAAAGUAUACAGUAUACCUGCAGGCACAAGGAUCACAAACCACGAAAAUCUCUUUCUGGGGCAAAUUCCUAAAAUUGUAAUAUUAGGAUUUGUGGAUAAUGAGGCUUUCAGUGGAAGCUACCAGAGGAAUCCAUUAUGUUUCCAUCAUUAUAAUAUAAGUCACGCGGCUUUAUAUGUUGACGGACAACAGGUACCUGGUGGGAGAGGAUUUCAGCCUACCUUCCAAAAUGACGCAGCAAUUCGUGAAUACAUGGCCCUUGUACACCUUUCUGGCAAGCAAAAAUCAGAUAAUGGGAUUUCAGUGGAUCGUGAAGAGUUUAUGAAUGGUUUUACUUUAUUUGGAUUUGAUUUAUCACCAGAUCAAGAACCCGGAGCACAUUUCUCUCUAGUAAAGACGGGCAAUCUAAGAGCUGAAAUAAGAUUUGCAGAACCUACACCAAACACCAUUAAUAUGAUUGUAUAUUCUGUAAAUGCAAACAUUAUUGAGAUCAAUAAUAGAAGAGAAAUAUUGUAUGACUACAAUUAA
Xenopus tropicalis (tropical clawed frog) is the source of this 1311-nucleotide messenger RNA. RefSeq lists its product as uncharacterized. NCBI's taxonomy places the organism in Eukaryota, Metazoa, Chordata, Amphibia, Anura, Pipidae. The coding region runs from base 1 to 1311 and encodes 436 amino acids. The record is from RefSeq and is a predicted model, not a curated record. The transcript has a single exon. Gene Ontology annotation, biological process: deoxyribonucleotide biosynthetic process.